Molecule: messenger RNA, 456 nt
Organism: Gongylonema pulchrum
Lineage: Eukaryota; Metazoa; Nematoda; Chromadorea; Rhabditida; Gongylonematidae
Source: the annotation of a GenBank genome assembly
AUGGGCGGAUUUGAAGAAGUUGCUGGAAGUGCUGACUUGUCGCUGUGCCAAGGGGAGCAGCGCUAUUUGUAUUGUGCGUGGAAUUUCGAUAAAUCGGGUGUGGAGCUGAAGAAAUCUUGUGAAGAUAUGCAAGUUGCUGGAAGUGCUGACUUGUCGUUGUGCCAAGGGGAGCAGCGCUAUUUGUAUUGUGCGCGGAAUUUCGAUAAAUCGGGCGUGGAGCUGAAGAAAUCUUGUGAAGAUUUAGCUCAGGCAUGGCGAUCUGUAUCUUUUCAUCGCGACGAUGGCUGCUAUUGGUCGACGGCAACAUACGGUCGUAUAUGUUCGAAUGAUGUGCUACUAGACUACGUUUUUUUCGAACGUAUUGUAGCAAAGAUGGAUGCUUUUUCGCGUGCGAAAUUGAGACGUGACUUCACGUCUUCAGCCUCCGAGGAUUUGUAUGCCGCCGUGAUGAAGUGA